AAAUUCUACGAAGAAGAAUGUUUCACGUUCUCAUUUGAGAGUGUAAACGGAAUAUCCGCAGGAUCUUGCUGGUGACGCCAUCAACUAGCGCUGAGAAUUUAUGCUUGACGUGACGGAGAAUAGUGAGAAUAUGAUAACAUCUCGCAUCAAACUGUGGUUUUAAAUCCAUCUGCAAUUUUAAUGGUGUCUGAAUUCUGAAACACAAUUUUUAUUAUGCCAUUCAGAUUGCGUUAGCUAAUGAUUCUUUUGUUCUGUUUCAUUGUUUGCUUGUUCCUUAAAGAUCUCAAAGGGUCCACAAUCGCACAAUUUGUGAACUGCUCAUGGGAUAAAAUGGAAUGCCCUUCAAGUUGGAUAUCCACAAACACAUAGAUCUUGUAUUCUUUGUAGUAUAUUUAAUAGGACAUUGAGUUAUCCACUCACCCACCACAACACAUUGUUUCUAUCAAUUUUAUAGCUUCAAAUUUUUGGUGCAAACUGACAUGAGUUGCUGCUGUGAGUUCAACGGCUGUAAUCAAGGAGCCAAGGUUUUGGCUGUCAUUUUUGACUUGGAUGGCACCCUUUUGGACACAGAAAGGGCAACAAGGGGUGUGUUGAAUGAGUUUUUGGCAAGGUAUGGGAAAGAACUUGAUAGGGAGAAGGAAGAGAAGAAGAGGUUGGGGAUGACACAAAAGGAUUCAGCAGCUAUAAUUGUUAAGGACUAUGAACUUCCAUUGACACCUGAUCAAUUUAUCAAAGAAAUCACUCCUCUCUACAGGGAAAGGUGGGCAAAGGCCAAAGCAUUACCUGGUGCUAAUCGCCUUAUCAAACAUCUCCAGAAAAAUGGAGUGCCAAUGGCUCUUGCCUCAAAUUCCUUGCAAGAAAACAUAGAAGCAAAAAUUUAUCAUCACAAAGGUUGGAAAGAAAGCUUUUCUGUAAUUCUAGGAAGUGACCAGGUUAAAUCUGGGAAGCCUUCUCCAUAUUUAUUUGAAGAAGCUGCCAAGAAAAUGGGUGUAGAUGCAGUUAAUUGCCUGGUGAUUGAGGAUUCCUUGGUUGGUGUCAAGGCAGCCAAUGCUGCAAAAAUGAAGGUAGUGGCUGUCCCAUCUCGAAGGGAAGCUGAUUGUAACGGGCUAGCAAAUGUUGUUCUUCAUUCACUAUUAGAGUUUCAACCUGAGCUAUGGGGUCUUCCACCUUUUGAUGACUGGAUAGAUGACACAUUACCUAUUGACCCAUUACAUCUGAGUGGUUUGUAUGUCACUGGAUGUCUACAGGAAGCCACAGAGAAUGCAACACUUGCCCUUCCUGAUCAAGCUGUUGGGCUUUACUUCGGUUGGACCAAGGUUGAUACAGAUGAGAACCUCAAGAUAUUGGUCAGCAUUAAUAUUGACUUCUCCUGUGUUGGCUACAAAAAAAUACAUGUUUAUCUUAUUGAUGCAAACAGUGAACUUAAACAUAAGCAGAUGAUGCAAAUCCAUCUUGUUGGCUACAUAAGAGCGUGGGAUAACAAGGAACUCACGUCAACUGAAUUGGAGAAACUCGAUGAAUACAAGUCUAUUGCCAGAGCUUCACUGGAUUUGCCAUCAUUCACUUGUUGUUUAUAGAAAAGCCUCGCAUGGAGGGGACAGUCAAGUGACCUUUUAUUUGGCGAUGGGUGUAAUAAUUAUGCAACUGGUUGCAGCUUUCACAAGAAUAAUAACAACAAUGAAAUUAAUUCUGUAAAGAUAUGUAUGAAAUGAUUCAUUAGGAAAUGCUUGUAAUCAUUGAUAAAUAAUGUAUUUUUUUCAAAAAAUAAAUAAUAAUAUAGCUAUCAAUUGAUGUUCUCUAUCA
This is a messenger RNA of Glycine soja, 1803 nucleotides long. RefSeq names its product bifunctional riboflavin kinase/FMN phosphatase-like. The coding region runs from base 480 to 1577 and encodes 365 amino acids. Gene Ontology annotation, biological process: glycerol biosynthetic process. The record is from RefSeq and is a predicted model, not a curated record. The transcript is spliced from 10 exons. Lineage: Eukaryota; Viridiplantae; Streptophyta; Magnoliopsida; Fabales; Fabaceae. Gene Ontology annotation, molecular function: sn-glycerol 3-phosphatase activity.